AUGGCAAAAGCCGUUGAGAAGGCCGUCAGCAUGAUCAGUAAGGGUAGGUUGACAUGAUGCCUUCAAGGUCAUAUUCAAUGUUGGUUUUGUCGUUUUGCUUCUACGGCUGCUUUAUGAAAACGUGAGCAUUCACGAAUGUGAACAAACUUUCCAUUUUUUAAUUGAUCGGUUAUUGUCAAGGUUGUUAUGGAAACAUGAAUUGCUUUCACUUCAAGACUCUUUUAAAGCUACUUUUACUUUGUUUCGUUUUAGGUAGUUUAUUUAUCAAUACAGAUCAUAUUGAGCUAUUUUUGCCUUAUGUUUUGAUUGUUGUUUAUCUGCUUGCUCGCUAGUCUCUAAAGAAGUAUAGUUUACUCCUUUUUUGCGCAGGGUUCUCAUUAAGUUGCGCAUGAAUACAUCAAGCUCACCCGCCUCAAAAUAGUACAUGGCGGGUUAAACAGCUUAAACCACCUAAAAUAGCACAAGACUUUACCUUAAUGAGGUUCCAACGCAUUUUGCUUAUGAGAUAAAGACCUACGGCUAUAAUCAUCAGCGUUUAUUUAUCCCUGAAGAAGUUAAUGAGAUUCCUGCGCAAAAAAACAACAACUGGUGUCUACUACUCCCUAACCAAAUAACGUCUACGUGUUAGUUGUUGGCGAGUUUUAAAACUAGAUCAUUUUCCCUCACGCAGAUGACACGCUCAUCAUUGCAACCGCUGACCACUCACACGUGUUCACUGUUGGUGGCUACCCAAAACGAGGAAAUCCGAUCUUUGGUCUUGUAACGGACAUUUACGAUAACAAACCGCACCUUGGCAGUGAUGAAAAACCAUACACCACUCUAGGAUAUGGUAACGGACUUGGAGGGGUUAAUGGUAGCAGAGAAAAUCUCACAGGGGUUGAUACAGCUAACAAAGACUUCCUUCAACAAGCGACGGUAAUGAGGUACAAGGAAACUCAUGGAAUUGAAGACGUAGGUAAGUGUUUAAGUGGUCUUAAAUUUCCAGGAAACUGAGCAAAAAAAAAUUGAUCAAAUAAGGUUUCAUAUAUUAGUUUGACAGGGGCAAAUUCGAAAAACAUCAUUGCUAUCCUGACUUAGAUUUAUGAAUUUCCUUGCAAUGGUUUACCGUUUCAAGUAAAUAUAAGUAUGUAAACGAGAGCUCUGCCCUUAGACUUAGCUAAAUCAUGUUCUUAGUCUAAACAGUGCUGACAAUCAUGAUAAAGAGGACAUUAAGACGUUACCUUAACUUCUGAUGGAAACGUCUGUACACGAAUACUUUAUUUAGAACGUGGCUCGGUGGACCUGGAAUGAAUCUGAAUCUUCUGCAGUGUAUUCACUAGUUUUUAGGCAUGUUAUUCGCUUUACUUGACAGCCGUGUAUUUUGUCCUUAUACCUGAAAAUCAUUUCCCCAAAUAGGGCUGUAUCUUUUAAAACGUCCUCGUUUAUACAAGCUGUUUGUUUGUUUCCCGCGUUCAGCCAGUACCGUUUUUAGGCAAAGAGUCGCUAAGAAUUAUUUAUUGCCGUUCGAUUCUUGAUCUUGAAUUUAAGUUACUCGUCAGGCAACCAUGUAUUGUUUCGUUAAGUGUUGUAUUCCCCAUCGCCGCUCCCCUCCUCCCCCCCUCCUCCCCCUUCCCCCAUGUAAGGGAAUCCGGAAUCCAGAAUAAAAGGUAUCCGGAAUCCUACUAACAAUUAAAAUCCAACGCAGACUGGAAUCAAGUGCCUGGAAUCCGGAAUCCACGUCCUGGAAUCCAGAGUCCAAGACUGACUUGGAUUCCCUUACAUGAGGCGCAAUUGUUGAUAAACAAUACGUGUUCAUGACCUUUAAACCUUGAAGAAAAAUAGCGGGCAUAAUGCAAAAUUAUAAUUCUUUCUUGGCAGUUUUCUUCUUUUCAUCUGGUCAUUACCUAAUUUUCCGUUGCACUACUUCAGGUAUAUACGCGGACGGCCCUGGAGCCUACUUAUUUCAUGGUGUUGUGGAACAGCAGUACAUCUUCCACGUGAUGGAUCACGCCUUGUGUUUCAGUGACAGCAAACAAGAGACAUGUGAUAAGCACGUGACAAGGGGAGGUCCAGUCAAAAGUGAUUCUAGUAAAACUCAAGUCCUUAAGACAAAAUGUCUGAUUUUGACAUUUGCAUUAGUGUCAAUGUAUUUCUAA
Messenger RNA from Porites lobata, 2135 nucleotides. The record is from the annotation of a GenBank genome assembly. Lineage: Eukaryota; Metazoa; Cnidaria; Anthozoa; Scleractinia; Poritidae.